Messenger RNA from Salvelinus fontinalis (brook trout), 5549 nucleotides. RefSeq names its product mannosyl-oligosaccharide 1,2-alpha-mannosidase IA-like. Gene Ontology annotation, cellular component: Golgi membrane; extracellular exosome; endoplasmic reticulum. Gene Ontology annotation, molecular function: calcium ion binding; mannosyl-oligosaccharide 1,2-alpha-mannosidase activity. The transcript is spliced from 12 exons. The record is from RefSeq and is a predicted model, not a curated record. Gene Ontology annotation, biological process: N-glycan processing; carbohydrate metabolic process. The coding region runs from base 475 to 2343 and encodes 622 amino acids. NCBI's taxonomy places the organism in Eukaryota, Metazoa, Chordata, Actinopteri, Salmoniformes, Salmonidae.
ACGAUGUGGAAUGUCAAAGCUCUACUGACUGAUGGAAGACAUACAUCUAGAACCGUUUUAUAUUACCACUUUCUUUUAUCGUUUUGAUCACUACAUGUGUCUUUAUUUGUGAGUGAACAAUUCCGUUUGUACAAAACAUUAAAACAAGUGUGUCACCUUUGGAUCCGGAAAACACGCCCACGAUUGCUAACUGUACGCGCAGAGCAAAGCCAUUGGACAAUAAGGGCUGUCAAUAGCGCAUAGCUGCCAUUCUUUCCGUUCUGUUCUGAGCUUGGCGAAGAGUUUGCAGAUGUGUUUCAGCAUGGGCAGUUGAAACAGCAGGACACUGCUCAAUAGUGUAACUUUUACAGAAUACUAAAAUAUUAAUUUCUGAUAUACAUAUGGGAAAUUGAUAACUAAUAUUGUUGUACGGAAGCUAAGACUGUGCCGAUUUUAGAAUUUCAUUAAUUUGUUUUGUCUUGAACGACAAGGAAAAUGCCAGUAGCAACUCUAUUGCCUUUUACAGCUACCCCGAGUAGGAAGUCUGCCAGCCCGACCUCCUUUAGAUUGACAGAGAAAUUCAUUUUGCUAUUAGUUUUUAGCGCUUUUAUUACGCUUUGUUUCGGGGCAAUUUUUUUCCUGCCGGAUUCAUCGAAGCUACUGAGCGGAGUUUUCUUCCACUCGUCUGCGGUAGAAACCAACACGCGAACAGGUACGGAUAGUGAUUCAAACGUUGCAGUUGGGACCGACGAAAAGAUAUUAACCAAGAUUAGAAAGGACCACGAAAAGGCUUUGGUUGAAGCAAAAGACACUCUCCAGAAACGACCAGACGAGAUAAAGCAAGAUAUACAAGACGAGAAGGACAAAGUUUUGAAGGAAGGUAAAGGUGGGAAAGAUUACAAUAACCUACCAGUCAUUGAAUAUGUUCGGCCACCCGGAGCAACAGGGCACGAGCCCUCCGAUCCGGAAACCAAAGAGAGACGAUCAAAAAUUAAAGAGAUGAUGACAUUUGCCUGGGACAGUUACAAGCGCUACGCCUGGGGAUCUAAUGAGCUGAGGCCUGUCUCCAAGCAAGGCCACUCCAGCAAUCUGUUUGGGAGCAUAAAAGGAGCCACCAUCGUGGAUGCUCUGGAUACCCUGUACAUCAUGGAGAUGUUUGAGGACUUUGACAUGGCCACAGAGUGGGUGGAGAAGAACCUGGACUUCAACGUGAAUGCUGAGGUCUCUGUCUUUGAAGUGAACAUCCGGUUUGUCGGAGGCCUGCUCUCUGCCUAUUACCUUUCUGGCAAAGAGGUGUUCAGGAGGAAGGCCAUAGAACUGGGAGAGAAGCUGUUGCCUGCAUUCAAAACCCCCACAGGCAUCCCCUGGGCCCUCCUAAACCUGAAGAGUGGCAUCGGGAGGAACUGGCCAUGGGCGUCUGGAGGCAGCAGCAUCCUGGCGGAGUACGGCACCCUGCACCUGGAGUUCAUGCAGCUCUCCAAGCUGUCAGGGAACCCAGCCUUUGCAGAGAAGGUCAUGAACAUCCGGAAGGUUCUGAAUCGCCUUGAUAAGCCCCAGGGAUUGUACCCCAACUACCUGAACCCUAACAGUGGACAGUGGGGACAACAUCAUGUGUCAGUGGGCGGCCUGGGAGACAGCUUCUAUGAGUACCUCCUCAAGGCCUGGCUGAUGUCGGACAAGACAGACGAGGAGGGCAAGAAGCUCUACUACGAAGCUCUGCAGGCCAUUGAGACCAGUUUGAUGAGAAAGUCCAGCGGUGGCCUGAUGUACAUCGCUGAGUGGAAGGGCGGGCUGCUGGAGCACAAGAUGGGUCACCUGACGUGCUUCGCCGGGGGCAUGAUCGCCCUGGGGGCGGACGGAGCGCCCGAGGACAAGACGGGUCACCAGAUGGAGCAGGCCUCAGAGAUUGCCCGCACCUGCCACGAGUCCUACGCCCGCACCACCCUGAAGCUGGGCCCGGAGGCGUUCAGGUUUGACGGAGGCGUGGAGGCCAUCGCCACGCGGCAGAACGAGAAGUACUUCAUCCUGAGGCCAGAGGUCAUCGAGACCUACAUGUACAUGUGGAGGUUCACCCACGACCCUAAGUACAGGGAGUGGGGCUGGGAGGCCGUGCAGGCUCUGGAGAAGCACUGUCGUGUGGAGGGGGGCUACAGUGGAGUGCGGGACGUCUACGCCUCCAGCCCCAACCAUGAUGACGUCCAGCAGAGCUUCUACCUGGCCGAGACACUCAAAUACCUGUACCUGCUCUUCUCUGAUGAUGACCAUCUUCCCUUGGAGCACUGGGUGUUCAACACCGAGGCCCACCCCCUCCCUGUCAUUAAGAAGGAGAUGACAGACACAGACAAGCCCAGCCAGCAGGAGUAGAGUGGUCCUCCUGGAUCACCCCCUGACCUGACCCCUCCCACCACCAAACUCCUCUACCCCCUCCCUUUCUGAGCAGUGGACGGAACUGUCUCUUACUCCUCCCCCACCAUGGGUGGAGCUCACCCAGGCAGGCCGCUUCCCUGGCAGACUGGACUCUCCUGUUUUGGAGUCCCUGACCAGACCAGAUGGAACCGGACCGGCUGCCUGCCUCUCUAGAGGCAGACUGCCCCCUACUGGGGACUGGGAGGAACCACCUCAUCCAAGAGUUCUCCUCUUGUCAUCUUGUAAAGCUAGUCUGCAUGCUCCCCUCCCUCCCAGUGCUGUAAAUCUACACUCCUCUGUGAGGAGAACAGGACACUCUGCGCUGUAACAUUUGCCGUCACUCCAAAAAAAAGCCAUACUGAUUUGAAGACAGCUUUGUCAUUUAUUUUCUUUCGUUCUUUCCACCAUAUGGGGUAUGUGUUUGUGGGUGUGACUGACAAUAGAUCAAUGUCAAUCAACAUAUCACAUUUGUGUCGUUCUUAUCGUAAGUAUGAUUUUAGUCACACUUUAACAAUGGACCAUUUAGGUGGAUUUCUGUUAAAGACCCAGAGCUUGGUUCUCACCUGCUUGAUAGUCAAAUCUUAACUAGUGCCUUUCAGUCUAAUAUGGUCUAUCAAAUAAGCAGUUCGGGCAAAUGGCAAGGUUUUUAAUUUAAACCGGUAGGUAGGUACCACAUUGUUCAGAUGGCAUUGUUGAUUGAGUGCUUAGUCACCUCCUCUACCACACUGACAUCUAGUGUUGAACACCAGUAAUACACCAGUCCAGUCAGAUGAGUGUAGCAGGUCCACAUACAGUAUUAAAGGAGAUGAAGUACCUUGAUGGGAAAAGACCUGCACUGAGAACAACCUCUGUUUAAAGAAGUAGAAAUGUUGACCAUCUAUCUGUUCCCUUCCUCCUGAAGUAUGGAACGUGUGGACAGUAGAGUUCAUUCCUUCUACCAACAUGUCAUCAAUUCAUUCAGCCUAGUCUGUUUGUCAGAACUUUGUUUCCCAACCCCACCCCCAUCAUCAUGUUCUUUUGUUUUUUAAUUGACAAAGUUGACAUGUGCUUUGUUUGUUUCUUUGUUUCUUUAUUACAGGUGGUAGAGACAUUAAUCCAUGUGAUGUAAAAUAGUUCCUUUGCUGUUAAUUUAUUCCAUAGUACAUAGGAAGGAAGGUUUGGAUCAGGCACCUAGGUGGCACUGUGGAGAGAAUGGGCCCUGUGUUGUUGUUUAGGUGGAUUAUUUGGGAGAUGGGAGGGAGACAGUGUGGGGGAGACAGUGUGGAAUCAGACCAAGAAUUUGGUAGUCAAUCAUAUGUAACGAAUGCAUCGUAUGAAUGUACCAUCAAAUGUGAACUGAAGAUUAUUUGACCUUUUGUUGUUCUCAAUUUGUUUGUUGAGAUUUUCUUUUUGUUCCUUUCUUCUGGACAGCACAAAAUGCUGAAACAAUGUGUUGUGGUACCCAGAGCAAUCUAUUUAAAGAGGUGGAACAUUGAGGUUCCUGCAUUAUGAGGCAUUUACAUGACACCUCAACAUUCUAUGGCAGCCAUGUUAGUUCCCCAUUAAUGUUACAUAGGGAAUAUUUAAAUAAUGAUAUGUAACGGAAUGUCUAGAAUAAGAAAUAUUCCAAAUUCGUACAGUUUGCCCAACUCUCUAAAAUAUAUGGCUCUGGUGGUACCGAUCAGAGGAAGCUGUUACUCACAUAUGAACAUACAUAUAUACAUGCUGUAUAAAGACAAGAUGAUAAAUACAUCGAAGUGGUCACACUGUACAUGCAUAUCGUAUUCAGAAGUUCACACUCCAACACACUUAUGAACAUGGAAAUUUAUGGACACUCAGAAAUGGAUGUUCAGGUGACCACAGGACCCAUCAAACCGCUCUGUUGUCUCAUCAUAAAGGCAAAGUUAAAGGGGAGGGGAUUUGUAUGAAACAAUGUCUUGUGGUCCUGUUCUUCUGUAGUGCACAUCUUUCACAGUCAGGGGGCACUGAUGUCCACAUACAGUACAUCUUUCACAGUCAGGGGGCACUGAUGUCCACAUACAGUACAUCUUUCACAGUCAGGGGGCACUGAUGUCCACAUACAGUACAUCUUUCACAGUCAGGGGUCACUGAUGUCCACAUACAGUACAUCUUUCACAGUCAGGGGGCACUGAUGUCCACAUACAGUACAUCUUUCACAGUCAGGGGGCACUGAUGUCCACAUACAGUACAUCUUUCACAGUCAGGGGGCACUGAUGUCCACAUACAGUACAUCUUUCACAGUCAGGGGGCACUGAUGUCCACAUACAGUACAUCUUAUUUGGAAAUAAACGGGGUAGGAUCAAGAGGUCUUGAAGAAGGGCCGUCAUCAUGGUUGAAGUCAUUUUCUUACAUUAGAGGAUUGACCAGACAAGAGGUUUGAGAUGCUGAUAUCUGCCCACUACUGGAGCCAAACUCUGCUUUCUAUAGCAUUCUUUAAGACAUAAUAAUAAUACCUGUUUAUCUUACUGACGGAAGCAAUGUUAAUGAGGGAAACUGUGAUAUCUAUGUAGGCUUACAUCCCUACCACCUAGUUCAGUUCGGUAGCCAUUCCGGUUCCAGGGAAGAGCGUCACUAUACACUGUGAUACACUGUAGAUAUGAAAUUGCUGCAUUCACCAUCUCUGCACUGUCUGAGAGCCUAAGUGUUCUCCUGACUGUUGCAGCUUUAGGGAGCAGCAGAGAUUACUCGUAGUGAUACUGAGAAACUUCAAGUCGCUGUAAAAUGCUAACACAUGACAUAUGAACCAUUUCCUUUCAUCUUCGUUUCAGAUAUGCAGACUAGAAGACGUGCUGUUCAUUUCAAAGUGACUUUGUGGUUGAAUAUUGUGUUGAUGAUCUCUCACAUUACAAUGCCUUUUAUUUGUGAAUAUUGUUCAUGGUUUUGUGAAACAACCUCAAAAAUGUAAACGGUACAAUAAUGCUGAUAAUCAUUCCAUUGCACAUAGUUUAUUUUGGUUUAUAUGCAAGUUUAAUUUUGUGAGGAGUUCUGUUCUGUUUUUUUUUUGUGUGGUUUGUUAUUGAAAUGUAAAUAUUCCAUUCUGGCAAAUAUGCCAUUCUACAUUUAUAUAAAUCUUAUGAGCUUAAAUGAUAUUAAUGAGCAGCAAAAUGUUUCAUAAACUAUAUUUGUUACAAUUCUAUUGUGAAUAAAACAAUCUUUAAUAUCAA